Molecule: messenger RNA, 459 nt
Organism: Phragmites australis (common reed)
Lineage: Eukaryota; Viridiplantae; Streptophyta; Magnoliopsida; Poales; Poaceae
Exons: 4
Coding region: 1-459 (152 amino acids)
Source: RefSeq, a predicted model, not a curated record
AUGGACACCGACCUUAAGAAGUUCAUCCGCGGCCACCACCAGAGCCAUGAGAAGAUCCCUGAGCAGACCACCAAGGUGGUGGUGAUUCGCUUGCUUGGUCAUGGAAAAUUUGUCCGAUUUGUCAGUACCCCAGAGGUCCUGGAGUGGAUGACAACAAUAGAGUCUAAGAAAUUGCAGAUUGAGGAUGCGAUUGCUGUCCAGGGCAAUGACAAUCUUGGUUUGAGAUAUGUGGAAUACCAUAAUGGGAAAUCGUUGGAUUGCUUGGAAGGAUUGCAUUCUUACUCCCAUUAUAACUUGCUGCAAAAAAUGCUGCGAUACGAGUCGGCGAAGCGUAUCUCUGCCAAGAAGGCCUUGGAGCAUCCAGACUUCAGUGAUGUGAACAAGGAGCUGUAUGAAGCGAUUCAGCUAGUAGGAAAUCCAUCCAUGGAGAGCCUUCAUGACUUAAACAUGAAUGCAUAG